ACUCUGAGCCGCCGCCGCCGAACCGCCGAGCAGCCACCUUCCACUGCCUGUUCCCGCGCCCGGGCCGGGGCUAGGCCCCCACCGCCGGGUCCCCGGGGGCUGCAGCAGCGGCGGCGGCGGCGGCGGCGGCGGCAGCAGCUCCGCCCGCGGUUCCCGCCGGGGCCCGGGCGCCGGCCCCGCUCUGCAGGAUGGGCACGGUGCUGUCUCUUUCCCCCGCCUCCUCGGCCAAGGGCCGGAGGCCCGGCGGGCUGCCGGAGGAGAAGAAGAAGGCGCCGCCCGCUGGGGACGAGGCGCUUGGGGGCUACGGGGCGCCGCCAGUGGGCAAGGGCGGCAAAGGCGAGAGCCGACUCAAGCGGCCGUCGGUACUCAUCUCGGCCCUCACCUGGAAGCGCCUGGUAGCCGCAUCUGCCAAAAAGAAGAAAGGCAGCAAGAAGGUGACGCCCAAGCCAGCGUCCACCGGCCCCGACCCACUGGUCCAGCAACGCAACCGCGAGAACCUUCUCCGCAAGGGUCGGGACCCUCCCGACGGCGGCGGCGCAGCCAAGCCCCUGGCGGUGCCUGUGCCCACCGUGCCCACGACCGCUGCCACUUGCGAGCCGCCGUCAGGGGGCAGCGCCGCCGCACCACAGCCUGGUUCGGGCGGAGGGAAGCCGCCGCCGCCGCCGCCCCCAGCCCCGCAGGCAGCGCCGCCGGUACCUGGCGGCUCGCCGCGGAGGGUCAUCGUGCAGGCUUCCACCGGCGAGCUGCUGCGCUGCCUGGGCGACUUCGUGUGCCGACGCUGCUACCGUCUCAAGGAGCUGAGCCCGGGCGAGCUGGUGGGCUGGUUCCGCGGAGUGGACCGCUCGCUGCUGCUGCAGGGCUGGCAAGACCAGGCCUUCAUUACGCCCGCCAACCUGGUGUUCGUGUACCUGCUGUGCCGGGAGUCGCUGCGCGGGGAUGAGCUGGCGUCGGCCGCCGAGCUGCAGGCCGCCUUCCUCACCUGUCUCUACCUCGCCUACUCCUACAUGGGCAACGAGAUCUCCUACCCGCUCAAGCCCUUCCUCGUGGAGCCCGACAAGGAGCGCUUCUGGCAACGCUGCCUGCGCCUCAUCCAGCGGCUCAGCCCGCAGAUGCUGCGGCUCAAUGCCGACCCCCACUUUUUCACGCAGGUCUUCCAAGACCUCAAGAACGAGGGCGAGGCCGCCGCCGGCUCCGGGGGUCCACCCAGCGGGGAGCGCCCGCGGCCCCCUCCUCCUCCUCAGCUGCCAGGGACAGCUGCGCGACUGGAGCCAAGCACUGGACUAUGAACCUGGACCGCUAGGGAAACCCAAGGGCCGCCCCGCUUUCCGCCCCAGCCCCUGACACACACUCGGAGCCCCCCGGGACCAUCAAGCCGCCGCCGCUGUUACAGCCGGUUCUAGCCGUGGCCCGAGAAGGAGCCGCCCCUGCCCCGCAGGGGAAGGUGGAGGCCAGGAUGCCGGAGCCGCGGCGUCUGGAUUUGUUGGGCUCAGGGUGGGGGUAGGGGGUGAGCGCGGGAGGGGACCCCCAACGUAACCCUUUCUAUCUUCGUCCCCAUCUCUUCAAUUCUGCCCAGGUGUCCGCCUCCCCUUCUGUGUGUGACUGUAAGAAAUGGGAUUUGCCCAUUUCUUCAUCUCCUGUAUCUUCACCUUCCCUCUCGCCUUUCCAUCUCCAUCCCUGCCUUUACAGUUUCUGUUCCUUGGGUGUAUUUCCGUCUGGAUCUUACCCCCUACAUGACUAUCUCUCAUUACCCCGUUUGUCUUUCUGCACCUGUGUCACCACCUCCGUUCUCUUUUUCCUCGCUCCUGGUAUUUGUCACCAUUUCCUCUCCUGUCUGCCUUCCCCCCAUCUGCUUGUGUCAGCUUGCAUUUCUUCCCCCGACUGAGCCCCCCUUACUCUUCUCUCCGGACCAAAGGGAACAUUAUUUCUUAAUUUGGAUCGGCUGAGGUGGUGCCGCGAGAAACUGCAGCCCCAGGAGCCCAGACAAACCACCAGGAUGGUCCUUCGCCCCACCCCCACCGCCUCUCCCUACCUUUUCCAACGUGUUGCAUGCCGGGAGUUGGGGGGGAGGGGGAUGCCAGCUUCAGGAGGCUGAGGUUUGGGAAAAAAAAUCAAUCUAGGAGGUCACCCUGGCAGCGGCGGCGGCGCCUCAGUGGAAGGGUGGGAGGAGACAGAAAACUCUUCUUACUCUGAGGGAGGGGCACCCUUCUUCCUUAUCCUUAGAUGUACCCCCCUUUUAAUUUAUUUGGUGGUUUCAGAGGGAGGGGGGAGGGGUGGGGUGGGCCGGGAGCUGUCUGAGGUGCUGAUCUGAGGUCGGACCGGAAUUCUCCCGGGAGGGUACCAGGGACUGGUUUGGACCUGGUGCCAUAUCCAAGGUGCCAAUGUUGAGGGCCGACGGUGCGGGCCGCGUUGUCUGUCUGUCCGUCUGUCCCGGAGAGAACUAUAAAGCGCUGGAAGCGCCUGCAGAUGUUUUUGCGCCGGCCUUUUUUUGGGCCCUGGGAGGGAGGGAGUGGGAGUGGAACUGUCACAGGCAGGGCAGAAGGGCCGCCAUGGACCUAGUGCAGAAGGUCAAGUCCCUAAGGUUUUGCUUCCCCUCCUCUCGCUGGCUUCCAUUUUACAGAGGGUAAAGUGAGGGAGUCAAGGCCUGGUGGUAAAGUUGAAUUCCUGCCUUCCACUGACACCCCCCCCCCCCAAUUUUCAUCUUGUCUGACCUAUCUACUCAUUAAUGCCCAGGCCUUUUAGAGAAUAAGUGAUAUGGACAGCAGAAGUUGUUUCCUUUUACAGAGCGGUUCGUUGAGGUAGCCCCAGCUAGUUAUUGCUGCUUUUCUCUUCCUCCUCCAUCUCUCCCUGCCAUACAUCCUAUCUAGAGUCAGGUCAGGCCUAAGUCUGCCUUCAUUCUCCAGUGGGGCCUGAAAGCCACACUUAGCCCCAUACAAUUUUCCCCACCCAUGGAGCUGCUACAAGGCUGCUUCAGUCACACAUCCACCUGGGGCAGCUUUGGGAGGCCCAUCCCUACUUAAGACUCAGACACUGGUCCUUCAUUCCAGGGAGGCUAGGACACAGGCAGCCUGUGAGACAGGAGCCAUUUUGGGGGGUUGAAAGAAGAAAAGCUAUUUGAGAUUCCUCUUUUGUCACCGUUGCUUUCUUAACCACAUAGCUAAGAGCCCCAUUCACUAUUUCAUUGGUCCAAGGAGGCCUGGCUCCAGUAGAGCACUGAGCCUGGUCGCCACGGAGACCUCGGAGGCUCUGGAGAGAGAACCCAGAGAGGCCUGUAAAGAAAAGGCCCGCGUCCGCUGUCCGUGGUGCUGACGGGCGCGCUGGGACAGGGAGAGGGCUUGAAGGAGCAAGAGGCGUUGCAGACUCGGCCUCAAUUAGGUUUUCCGGGUAAUUUAGGAGUAGGGUGUAAUCCGUUCUGGUGGCGAGUUACAGGAGUCUGGACCCCAAACCCAGAAAUACCGGCUCCUACUUGCUCUCAUAGGAGGACAGACCUCGACUUUCCCCUGCCUGGCCCCAGCGCCCUUUCACCCGGCUUGGAGCCGGAAAUCCCCAGUCCAGAUUUGUGAAUCGAGUUCCCGGGGCGAGGGGGCGGGAGAGGUGGGGAGAGCUGGCGGAAGGGAAGGCGGGAGCAGCCGCCCAUUGGCUGGAAUUUGGCGCAGUCAGCGAGGUGCCGUCAUCUCUCUGGGUUUGGGAGGAGUGAGGGAGGAGCACUUGGGUCACCCGUGGCUGUCGCCAUAGUAACCAGACUGAGCGGGCAGGGCCAUCUUUCCACUCUCCCACCUCUGUCGGGCGGUGGAGGAAAACAAUCCUGGUCCACCUUAUUUGCAACUAGUUAGUGAGACUACUUGAUUGGAAUUUCUGCCUUAGACGAGCCUAACGGGGAUGGGAAAGAGAUCUGAUAGCCUACAGAUAGAUCUGAGACCCCCAAACAUUCUGCCCUUAGGGGCCCGCUAGAUACUGCCCCUGAACUUAUAAACACAGCACCCUUCCAGUUGCUGCACUCACUCGGGUGCACAGCGCCACACCCACCUCAAAGAACCUGUGGUUUGGCACUUGGAGACCUAGAAUGAGAAAAAAAAGCCUCAGUGCAGGGUGUCAAAUUAAAUCUCACUUUCCUUACCAUGCCCCAAGGCAUGAGACACUGCCAUAAUCCGAUUAGGAGGUGAGGGACUGGAGGAGGAUCAGCAUGAAUACAAGGAAGAAUUAGCCGCCUGGGUCAAACUUGGUCAGACUCCUGUUUUUUCAGGGAAGGGGGGGUUAAAUGGAGAAAGGCUCAGAAUAACCUUCUGAGAAGGCAAGAUGAGAGGGGAGUAAAUGCAGAAAUAGAGUGAAGUCCCUUUAUUGCCUAGAAGCGAACCUCUGGGAAGGUGUCCAGGCUGAGGUGGGAGUGAUGAAGAGGACCCAGAGCUCUAGAGUGAACCCAGCACAGGAGAGGGAUGGACUGAGGAAAGAAUGGAGAUGGAGGAUACAGACAGAAACCCAGCUGGAGCCAUGACUCAGCACUUCCCCUCAGCAAAGGGCCUGAGGUGACUCUCCCAUGGGGCAGCAGAGAGGAGAAGGGAGCAGGAAAGCAGAUGGGCAAGUAAAUAGUGAUCUGACCAUUUGCAUGAUACAUGCUGAAACAUCUAUUGAUAUACGACACAUUUUAACCUAGAAGCAGGUACAUAUGCACUUAUAGUGAUGAAAUUUCAUUCAGUUAUAACACAGACACAUCUCUACUCACCUUCCUUGCCCCUCUUCCUGGAGCAGAGGACAUCCUGUCCUGAGAGAUAUGCUUGCCUGUCCCUGGAAUACCCUGGCACUUAUUAGGAAAGGAGAAGUAAAAAAAAAUUUGCAGACAUGUGGAGGGGUGUGUGUGUAUGUGUGUGUGUAUGUGAGAGAGAGAUGGUUGUCAAGGUAACUGCUUUGCCUGCCAAGCAGGGUGCCCAGCAACCAGAGCAUCUGGCAGUAUCCAAGGGGACAUCCUGUGGCCUCUACCCACUGAGACUCUGCCUCAGGCACCCAGAUGGGCAUCUCUGGAAGAUUUCUACAACAGAGGCUGCCAAAGCAGCCCCUCUGAGCAUGCCACCAUGACCAGGGACAUCUGGCAACCAAGGAGAGGCCUGACCUUCAUGUGCCCCACUUAAGUGCUCCUUUUCACCCUCUUAUACAUUGUAAGCAAUAUUUGCCACAAAUGCCCUCAAGACAGCCAGGGUUAAACUUUAAAGACCUUUAUUAAGACCAUGACCUUUCCUCUCAGCACCUUGCCAGACAUCCAACAAGAAGGUCAUCUAUAACCACACAGGUUAGGUGUGUAAAUGACGGAUAGAAAAAUUGCUUUAGUUCUGUGUGAUGAAAGAUUGGGUAUAAGACAGAUAAACUGCAGGGCACAGUCUCAGGAUUCACCUUCCUUUGACCUGAGUUUGAUAUAUUGAUGAGGUUUUUAGAAGAUAGAUCUUUUUCACUUGCAGGCUCGCUGGCUGACUUUUCACUCCUCAGCCCCGACUUCCUAUUUUUUCAGCAUUCAGGCUUAACCUCUCAAUGUCUGGCUUAAAAUUCUCCCAGUUCAGUUUGGGCUUUCACGGCAUUUCUUUCUCCUUAGAUCCUCCUCACUAUUUCUUUAGCGAAGUCUCUUUCUACUUGGUGAUAUUGCCCACAGUAGUUACUCAGUUUUUACAUGUCCCCCCCAACCUCCGCCUUUUUUUUUUUUACUCUUUGGUCAUAGUCUCCUGUGACUGACAUCUAUCUACCUUCAAGCCCAUAAAUCAUAAAAUUAGUCUGUGUGUGUGUGUGUAUAUAUAUAUGGAGGGGUGAUGAUAAACA
Messenger RNA from Sus scrofa (pig), 5796 nucleotides. It is a transcript of the gene CDK5R2, whose product is annotated as cyclin dependent kinase 5 regulatory subunit 2. The record is from RefSeq and is a predicted model, not a curated record. Gene Ontology annotation, cellular component: protein kinase 5 complex; growth cone; cytoplasm. NCBI's taxonomy places the organism in Eukaryota, Metazoa, Chordata, Mammalia, Artiodactyla, Suidae. Gene Ontology annotation, biological process: axon guidance; brain development. Gene Ontology annotation, molecular function: protein kinase binding; cyclin-dependent protein serine/threonine kinase activator activity.